AUGCCAAUAACCUGGGCAUUAAAUAAUAUGGAAAAACAUCCUCGUGGAAGACAAAAAAAAAAUAAUAAAUAUAUUUUGAAUAAUAUUUUCAACGAAAAAACGUCCAAAUAUUUAUCCUUUCCACAUUAUCAGAGAAUAAAAUUCACUUAUUUAAUAAAUGAAAAAAUAAAACAAAUAAAAUCGCAAAAAUAUAAAAAUUGCGCACUAGAGUCUAUUCACAGUGGAAAACUCAAAAAUAAUUGUUUUACAAAAAUUAAACAAACCAAUAAUGCUUUAUUUAAAAAAAUAUAUCUAUUAAAUAAUUUGGAUUAUAAAAGUAUUUUAAAAAAAUAUAAAACCAAAAAACGAGAAAAGAAUAGAAUAAAAAUCAUUACAAAAAGGAAACUAAAACAUGUAGGUAAUUCAAGGAUAAAUGGGAUAAUAAAAAAACAAAAAAACGACAUUUUCCGAAAGAAUAUUAAAAUUUUACAUAAAAAAAUAAAUUAUAUAGAUAUGUUUUGUCAAAUUAAUAAAAAAUCCCAAAAGGCCUUUAAGGACAAUGGUAAUAAUAAGGAUAAUAAUAUCCAGAAGAGCGAAAAAAAAAACGCUAUAUAUGCAUUCUACAUAAAUGCUAAAAAACGUAUGCAAAUAAAAAAUACGACAAUAAACUCAGAAUUGUUAUGUAAUAAAAACUGUAAGAAUAUAUACUAUAUCAAAAGAAAUAGUGUUGCAGACUUAACUAAUUCCAGUGUGCAUGAACAUGGCCAAAGCAAUUUCAACGCUCUUCUCCAGCAAUUUAAUGAUACAAGGAAUGUGUGUUUCCGUCAGAAUGAUGGAAAUCGUCAAAGAGAUGGCAAUCAUAAUGAAAUUAAUAAAAACAUCAAUAACAUACAAUAUGAUGAUAAUGAUAAUGAUAAAGAAGGAAACGAUGGAAAUGCAUUUAAUCAUGAUAAAAUAGGCAACACCAACGAGGGAAACCAUAAUGGAAGCAACAAUAGUGGUGAUGGAAAUAACAACAAUGGGAAUAACAACAAUGGGAAUAUCAACAAUGGGAAUAAUAACGAUGGAAACAAUAACGAUGAGAAUAAUAACAACGGUAAUGAUAACAACAAGGAUAGUGAUAAUGACAAGGGGAAUGAGAGUGAAAGCAGUGAAGAAGGAAGUGAUAAAAUAAAAAAAAGGAAAUCUGCAAGUGUUAGAUCAAAUAGUACUGCGUACUCGAGCGUAAAAAGCGAAAAUUCAAAGGGCAAUUAUGGCAAAAAAAAAAUAGUAAAAUCAUCAUCAGCAUCAUAUGAAAAUGAUUCUAUAAUAUUUAAUUCUUUUUAUGAUGAAAUGUCCUGUUUUUAUCCAAAUAAUUCAAAUAGUUUUAUUUGUAGUAGUAGUGACACAGAUAAUAUGGAAAAAUCCGAAAAAAUAUGUUCAUACGAAAAAGGGAAAAGAAGAAAAAAAUGGAAAGAAAUCGAGGGAAAUAUGGAAGAUGAAGCAGAAGAUGAAGGUAGGCAUCGAUUAAAUUAUCUAGAAAAUAUACCAAAUAAUGACAGGGUAGUAUACACUGAUGAUAUUAAUAACAAUGUUGAUGCAAAAGCAAAUGAUAAAAUAGAAGAAGGAAUGGAGAGACAGAACAUGACCUAUUUUACAAGAAAGAAAGAGUACGAAAAUAGGAAAAGAAUUGCUGAAAAAAUAAGAAAAAGGAUAAGAAAUGAGCAAGAAAUAGAAACUAAACUGAGAGGUAAUAAUAUUGACACUAAGGAUAAACAUAUAGAGAAGGAUACUAAUAUAGCAAAAAUGGUAAAGAAAAACGCACACAUUGGCGAAAUUCAUCCAAAAUGGUGUUUUCCGAAAUGUAGAAGAAAUUCUUUAGAAAAAUAUCAUCGAAUUAAAGAAAAAAGGGGUAGUUUAAAUCUAAAUAAUAAAAUCGAUAUAUCAGAAAAAAGGAAUGAAAAUAUUUUUUCAUACAGUGAAUAUAAUAUUCUUUUACUUAAAAAAACACGUGGAAAUAAGAAUGAUAAUCCGAGCAAAAAUGAUAUAAUUUACCACAUAAAUACAAUUACGAAUGUUAAUAAAAAAAUGAAAGUCGUGAUUAUUGGUGGUGGAAUAUCUGGCUUAUCAGCUGCAUAUAUAUUACAGAAUAAUAAUAUAGAUGUAGUUGUAUAUGAAGCACGAAAUCGAUUAGGCGGCAAAUAUUUAUAUUCCCCUAAAAGUUAUAAAAAGUCCUUUUUAGGUGAAGUUGAUUUUUAUGUCAAUCGGAAUAAUCCCUUAAUAAACUUUUGUUUAAAAAAAAAUAUUUAUAAUAAUAAUAUAAAUAGCCAUUUAUACAAGCAUUAUAUAUAUUAUAAUAAUAAAAAAAUAUAUACGUACAAAAUGAGAAAUGAAUUUUUUAAACUCAUAAAAAAAUUGAGAAGUUUUUAUGAACAUAUAUCUAAUACUAAAUAUUUUAAUGAUCCAAUUAUAAAAAAACAGUUUUUACAUGCAUCUUUUGGAGAAGUUAUAAAUUCAGAAAUUAAUAAAAUAAAAGAACAAAAACACCAAACAAAACAAAAGAAGUAUUUUAAAACAUAUAUAUAUGUAAAAUUAUAUAUGUCACUAAUAGAAUCUGUUUGUGGAAUUAAGAUACACUCAUUAUCGAUACAAUAUAUAUUCCACAAUUUGCAUUAUUUAGAUAUUUUUAAAAAUAUAUGUUGCACAUUUGAAUUGUCAAAAAUAAUUAAAAAAUUAAAAAAAAAUGUUAAAAUUAAAAAAAAUAAAAUUGUCAAUAAGAUAUACUCUUACAACGACCAUAUUAAGUUAAGUUUUGAAAACUAUGUAGAUACCAUAUUAUAUGACUAUUGUAUUGUUACAGUUCCAAUAGGAGUUUUGAAGGAUAGUAUAAAAUUUUAUGAUGAAGAAGGGGGACAAAAAAAAGAGUGCAAGAGCAAGAAGAAAGACAAUAGUAAAAAAGUGGAUUUAGACAACUGUAAAAAAAGACAUAUGAAAAUUAAAGAUCAAAAGAAUGAUACUGGUUAUGGUGAAGAUGACCCAAAAAAUUCGAUUAAAAACAAUAUAAAAGGAGACGAAAUGGAUGAAAAAAAAAAGAAGCAUGAAAUUGUCACUACAACUUCAUGCCAUGAUGCCAAGAAAAAUAGCAAAGAUUCAGUUUCUGAUUAUCAUGAUGCCGAUGAUAUUUCAAAUAUGAAAAGUAGAAGAAUAAAAUGUAAAGAUUUACCCAAUCCGAAAAAAGAAACUUCUGAAAAUCAUGAAAAUAUACCAUUUAUUAAUACGGAAACAGAAAAAACUGCUAUAAAUAAAGGAGCAGAUUAUCAAACAAAUGAAAGUAGUAAUAAUUUGCAAAGUAUGAGUGAUGCCUUUAUAAGAAAUAUCGAAGUAACGACUAACGAAAAUAAAAGUAUUAAUAAUUUAUUCAGCUCAAUCAGUGCUAGUUUAUAUACAUCACCGGGAAAAAAUGUAUCAUCCACAAAUAAUAAUGGGUAUAGUGGAAAUAAUGAAAAUGAUGAAAAUAUAUUCACCAGUGACAACGAAUUUAAUCAUAAUAAAAAUAACGAUACGAACUGUUCAAUAAGCGCAAAAAGCAACCAAAAUGUGAGCAUAUCAAAUAACUGCAUUUUCAAUAAUAAUAUGAUCGAUAAUGCAAACAAAAAUGAUACCAUGGAAAACAAGCCUAGCAAAGAAUACCUAAAAAACCAAAAAUGUGCCGAAAGCAAUACACAUUUUAAUUACAAAAAUAAAAAUGAAAAAGGGAAUAAACAUAGUAAUCAUAAUACUGGGGAAAUGGUAGAAAUAAAUAAUAUAAUAGAAUCAUUUGAAAAGGAAAAUAGGUGCGAUAAAUUGGGUAAUAAAAUCAAUACAGAGAAAAUGUGUUUCAAUACAAAGAAAUAUUUGUUCAAUGAUAAUAACAAUAAUAAUCAUAAUAAAUAUUAUAGUGACAAGAAUAACAAUACGGAAGAAAAUAUAAACAAUAAGGUUGUUUUUUCUUCAAAUCAUUCCAAAAUAAAGAAGCAAAUAUAUAAUGGAAAAGUUAAUGACAUUGGUACCAACGCCAUUGAUUGUAAUGCGCCAGAGGGCAAAAAACUCAAGAAGGAGAAUAGGGACAACAAUAAAAAUAAAGCGGAGAAAAAAUUAGAGAAAAAAGGAAAUGUCAUGAAAAAUACAUCGAAAAAAAGUAACCAUAGUGGAUUAAUAGAAUUCAUUCCAAAAUUACCUGAUUGGAAAAUCAAUAGUAUAAAAAGAUUGGGCGUUUCGACAAAUAAUAAAAUUAUUAUUACCCUUAAGAAAAGAGUUGUAAAAAGUGAUCAAAAUAUUACUAUAUACUUUAACCAAGACAGAAAAAAUAGCAAUACAUAUACUACGAAAAAUACGAUCGAAAAAAAUUUAUUAAGAAACGAUGCAAAUGUGAAUUUAUUUACUAAUGAUGAUAAUGAAAAGCCUAAUAUUCCUGAAUUAUAUUCGCAAAAUGACAAAGAUAAUGAUAAUGUCCCCUACUUUUUUGAACCGAAUUCUUUUCUUAAUGAUCAGAAAAUACCUGAUCAAUCAAUGAUAGAAGAAAGUGACAAAAAAAAUCCGAAUAAUUUAAAAUUUUCGAAAACAGAAGAUUGUAUAAACAAUUUAAAUGAAUUAUUUUCAUUUAACAACAGUAAAAACAACAGUAAUGAAAAGGAACAAGAUAAUUUAUCUCCAUGCUUGAAGAAUCUAGAACCCAAGGGAACUGAAUCAAAUGUGCAUUCAUUUGAACAAUUAAUAAGCACAGAUAAUACAAAUAAUAAUAAUGAAACAAAAAAUGAACUACGAGAAUGGAACAAAUCUAUGCAAUGCAAAAAUGUGAAGGAAAAAACGAAUGAUACAGAUGAUAUAACCACAUUCCGAUAUAAUUGCACAAAUAUGGUGAAUAAUCAAAGAAAUUUUCCAAAAGAAAGUACUUUAAUAAAAUACUUAAAACAGGAACAUUUGUUAGAUGAUAAUGAUAAAGAGCAUAAAAUGUGCUAUACUAAUGAAAUGUGCAUGAACAAAUACAGUCAUAUAAUUUUUUAUAGUGCAGAACCUAUAAUAGCGUUAUAUUUUAAAAGUAAAUAUAAUAAAGAAGUAAAUAAAAUAAAAAAAAAAGACAUGAAGAAAAAAAAAAUUAUCAAUGAUUGUGCAUAUUUUUUAAAAAAUAUGUUACCUCAAAUAAAAAUCGAAAAAAUAUAUUUUUAUGAUUGGGAUAAUAAUAAAUUUUCAAGAGGAUCAAAUUCAUAUUUAAAAAAAAAAAGUUUAAUAAUAGAUAAAGAUAUUAUAUCCUUUCCAGUAAAUAGAUUACUUUUUGCUGGUGAGCAUACACAUAGUAAUGGUUGUAAUUCAAUAGUAGAUUCUUAUCUAAGUGGUAAAAGGGAAGCUUAUCGAAUAAUUGAAAAAGUAAACAAAACGAUAUAUAUGGAUAAAUUGACAAAAUGUUUUUAUACUAGAGAGGAAAAUAAUUAUAAUUUUAAAAAAUUUAUAGAUGAUGAUAAUUUUGUCGAUACUAAGAUAAUUAAUCCAGAUCCGUGUCAGAAGAAUGCGCCUGUUUCAAUGAAAAACAAAGGAAACUUAUCACAGAUGACUAAUUCAAUAAAUACUCAAUUAUUAAUUCCAUCUAUAAACACUUCUUUGACUUCUACAUCUUUAGCGAUUCCUUCAAUAGGAUCAGUUGUAACAUCUCCAACUGAUAAAUCAUUAGUAUCAAAAGUGGAUCCUUUUCAAUUAAUUUUAGAUUGUGAAGAAAUGGUAAAUUAUAAAGAAAUUGUGAUCAGGAAUAUAAAUACAAAUUUGUUCAUGUAUUUAUAUGAUGAUGAAGUUAUAGGAUUAACAAAUAAUGAAUACGAUAUUUGGCAUGAUAACAUCCGAUGUAUAUUUUGUAAUCAACUUCAAACAAUAAAUAACUAUUUUAUAGGAAUAAUAAGAUUAAAACACAUAAGUGGCAAGUAUUUAAAAUAUACAUGCCAUAAAGGUUGUUUAUAUUAUAAUAAUUAUAUAUUUAAUCAUGCAUAUGGAAAUAGAUAUUUUAAUAUUAGCGUAAUGUUUAAUUAUUUAUUUCAAAAAAAAUGCUCAGUAUGUUUAAUGAAUUUUCCAUCAAUGAAAUGUAGUAUAUAUAAUUGUAAAAAUUUUGUUCAUUUAAAAUGCGCUAAUAAUUAUUUAUCAUGGCCAAAUUUAGGAAAAACAAGUAGACAUGAAUCUUUAUAUUGCUAUAAGCAUCAGUACAUGCAUGGAAUAUAUCACAAUUAUUAUGAGCAUGGACCAGAAUAUUAUGAUAGCGAUAGCAUGCUUGACGAUGAAGAAAGAAUGCUUAAAAUUAAAAAAAGAAGAAGAAAUAUAAAAAAAAAAUUACAAAAAAUUAAACAAAUGAAAGAAAUGAAAGGAAUUAUUCAAAUUAAAGGAGUUAAAUAUAUAGGCGAAACGGCUAAUCAUUUCAAUAAAUUAUGUCUAUUCAAUCAUAUUAGUGAUGGAAAUAAUAUCAGAGAUACAAAAAAUAUUAAUGCAAUUGGCAACGAAUUAAAUUACAUGGGUAAUUAUAAUCAUUAUAUGAAUGAAUUAGAAUGUAUGGAUGAAGAUAAUCGAAUGUAUCAAUUGUAUCACAUUAAUAAAAAUGCAUCUUAUUCUUUCAAUGGAAUGGAAAAUACAUGUAGAAAAGACUGGAAUAUAACCAAAGAAAAUUCAAAGCCAUAUGAACGAUAUAUCGCUGAAAAGAAAAGGAAAGAACAAUUAUUAUCAAAUGAGAAAAUAUAUGAAAAUGAAAAGAGCAUUACAGAUAGCGAUCAAAUGAGCGAUGAUACCAUUGACGAUGGUGAAGACUAUUCUAAUGAUGUAAUAUAUUCUAGACAAAUUGAAAAAACACAAAAAAGCAAAAAUGGAAAGAAUUUAUGUAAUUUAUUUCAUGAUGGUAUUAUGCAAAGAAAUUACAAAAAUUCGUUGAAACCUAGAUAUUAUGGGAACGACAAAAAUUUUCCAGAUUAUACCAAUUGGGAGAACCAGAACAUGUACAACGAAAGUUAUUAUGGAGAAAAUUUUUCAAAAUUAUGCUUAAAAAAUGAGAGGAAAUUCAAAAGAUAUCGCAGUAGCAGUAUUAGCACCACUACAGCUACUAUUAGCAGUAGUAGUAGUAACAAUGUUAGGACUAUAAAAAUAGGGCAACUAACUGAUAAUAUACAUGCCAAUAUAAGCAAAUUUUUAAAAUACUACCAAAACAAGAAUAAUUCUAAUAAUAGUAACAGUAGUAGUAAUUUAUAUAGUGAUAUAUCGUCGAUAUUAAAAAAUGAAAAUUAUGUAAAUAAUAAUUUUCUAAAAUACAUAUUAAAAAAAUAUAAAGGCAUUUUUCCUUCCAUGAAUACACAAUAUAAUAUGAUGUAUAAUAGUUAUCAAAAUGAAAACGGGUCUGGUAAAAAGGUCGACAAGACAUUGUUAGGAUAUAGUGAUUUUAAUAAAGAUAUAUAUAGAUUAAAUCAAGAGAAAUUGAUGAAUAAUUAUUAUUUAUUCGAUGAAAAUAGUGGUAAUAGUAAUAACAACAUUUAUGUUAACACGAAUGAGGGUUACAUAAAAGAGCAAAAUAAUAACUAUGCUGGAAUAUGUUCACCAUAUCAAUAUUAUGGAAAUAAUAUGUUAGAAUAUUAUGAUAAUUCAUUUAUUAAUGAUGUUAAGAAAGAUUAUAACCACAUGUUGAAUAAAGGUACCUUACCUUCUAAUAAUAACAAACUUUUUGGAUAUUCUUCAGAGGAUAAACACUCUAGAAUAUGGAAAAAUAAUAAUUAUUUAAAUGGUCGUUAUGGAAUGAGAAGGGAUUAUAAUAGUUAUUAUGAUGGCGAUUUCUAUGAUAAUUAUUUUAACUAUGAAACUGAUAACUAUAUGGAUAAUUAUUAUGAAGGUAAUUAUAGGGGUAUCCAAAGGUUUGAUUCUUCUUAUUAUCAAAAAUUAAAAAAUGAUAAAAAUAUAUUGCACAGUAAGGAUAAUUUAUCUAUUUUAAAAAAUAUAUAUAAAAAAAAAGGAAAAGACAUAAUAAAAGAUGAUCAAAUUAGUGGGGAUAUUAAUAACUAUGAAAAUAAGCAAAAUAAUAAUAUCAAUUUUCGAAAUGAAAAAAAAGAAGAUUUUGUAUAUCAUUAUAACAGAAAUAAACAAAUGAAUACGAUAGGGAAUUAUGUAAAUAGUAUGGGACAUGAAAACCAUAUUUAUAAUGACCAUACAUAUUAUCCAUCUGAUCACGAAAUUUAUAAAAUUGGAAAAAAUUUUAAAGAAGGUAACAAAACUAAAAGAAGCAAAGAAUUUAAUGAUAGAGAAAAUGGUGUGAUAUAUGAUUAUGAAUAUGGUAAUAACAAACGAGAUAACAUUCGAAAUGACGAAAAUAUAAAACUGAAUCAAACAGAAAAAAUAGAAUAUAAUAAUAAAAACGUAAAUUUUGUAGAUAAACAAAAUGGAAUACGAAUGAUAAGACGAAUAAGAAGUGACUCCAAAAUUAGCAUCAAUCACAACAGAAAUGAUGUUGGGGGUGGGGAUGGAAAAAAUAAUAUUGGACAGGAAAAUAAUUACGCAUCAUAUCAAAAUGAUUCCAACAAGGAUAUAUUAAAAGAAUAUUUUAAUAAAUAUGAUCAAUGCAACUCUGGAAAUUUUAACAAAGAGCACAUAAUUUAUAAAUUAAUAUAUAAUUAUUAUAACAACAUCAAAAAAAUGAAACCAAAUUUAAUAAGCAAUAAUGAUCCAUAUAAUCAAAGGAAACAAACAACUUCAACAAACAAUUUAAUAAAUGGAACUCAAAAUAAGUAUAUAGUUAGCGAUUAUGAAAAAACUAUAAUGGGAGAGAAACAAUUUGAUAAAAGUGAUAUGAAUAAAAUAAAUAGUGUUAUUAAUAGCGGAAAGGAAAUACCUCAAUCAUAUUUGUUGAAUGACAAAAUAUAUGAAGCUUCUCGUAAAUACAUUAAUUAUAGAAACAGAAAAGGGAUGAAUGCAGGUAAAAUGCUUGACAGUGUAAAUAUCAAUAUGGCAAGUAAUCUUAAUAUGCAUAACAAUGCCGCCAUGCGGCCACAAGAAUAUUCUGAAGAGCAUUUUACAGACCCUCACAUGAAGCAAAUCGACAAUAACAUAAUGGAAACAUGUUUAGAUAAAAAGCGUCUGAACGAAAUAGCUGCUAGAUCCUCUCGAAAUAUCAAGAAAAAAAACGACAUGAAUACCAUAAUAAAUACAUUGAACGAAUUCCCCGAUAUACCAUUAUCUUAUAAAGAAGCAAUACUCAAUUCAUUUUAUAAAAGAAAAAACAUGGUCGAUGAUGGGGCUAAUGGCUUAAGCGGUGGAGGAGGAAUAAGUGGAAGUGCAGCUGAUAGCACAGUUUCUGAUCCAGGAAGUAACGAAGAACCUAAUGGGAAUUUGUAUAAAACAUUAUAUGGGAAAGAAGUAGAAAAAAAUAAAGGAACUAUGAUGAACAAACAAAAAAUUUGCCAAUUAUUAAGAGCUAUUGACUUAAAAAAAAAAGAUGUAGUUGAUUAUAGAAAAUUAGAACUAUUAUAUAAAAUAUACUUUGAAAAUAACAACGGUAAUUUGCAUAGUAAUAAUAAUAAUGGAAAUAGUAACAGCAACAAUAGUAUAAAUCCAAAGUGGAAAAAUACAAAUCAGCAAGUAAUUCAAAAUAAAUUGUUAGAAAAUUAUUAUCAAGGGCUUAGUGGGAAUUUGCAGCAAAAUGAAUGCAAUACCGAAUUUGAAAAAAGAAAAAGAAAAAAACAAAUGAGUAAGGAAGGAAAGGAAAAUGUAAGUAACAUAAAAUAUAAUGAUCAUGUCAUUGGUAAUGAAAACUUAAAUGUGUCUAAACAAAGAGAAGUCGAAUCAAAUGGUAUUAAUCGAUCUAAUCAACUGUUAAUAGCAUCAUAUGUUAAAAAUGUGGGUAUGAACAUGGGAAUAAUUAAGGGAAAAGAAAAAGGGCAUGAAGAUGGGACUGAAAAUCGUAAUUCUGAUGAAUUUUUUCAUAUCGCGAAGGGGAAAACCAGUUGCAGAAUCAAACAAGAAACAAAAACAAAGGCAAAUGAAUAUUUCAAAAACAAUAAUGAUGAACGUAAUGGAGACUAUACUAAUUCCCAUAUCAUUUAUGACAAUUUAAUUAAAAAUAACAAACUUGGAAAUGUAUUAAAUAUGCAAAUGGAAAAACUCACAUCAGAUAUUCAAAAUGACCAAAAAAUGCGAGUAAGCGAUAAUGACGAAAUAAAAAAUAUGAAAAAUUAUAUUUUAGAGAAUAAUCUAAAUAAAAAUAAAUUUAUAGGUAAGGAAAGAAUUUGUUCUCAAGAAAAUAUAUCAAAUAUCUUCAAUCCGAAUUUUUCAGAAAAUGAAAAAAACCUUGCAAAUGGUCCAAUUGGGCAAAGUGAGCAAGCUAGCCAAAAUGAUAAAAAAAAAAAAAAAAAAAAAAAUGUAAAAAGCGAAAUACCACAAACUAUAUAUCCCACAGUUAAACCAUAUGUGCAUGGUAACACUAAAAAAAGUAAAGCAAUGAAUGAUAAAUCAUUAAAAGGGUUAGAAAUGUUAGACAACAUGAUUUAUUAUAUGAGAAUGAAUGAAUUAAAAAAUUUAAAUAAUUCUAAAUUUUUUAAUGACCUUAAUAUAAAAGAUAAACAAAAUUUUUUUUCCAUGAUUUUGAAUAUGAAAAAUAAACAAAUGACUAGCGAUUCUAUCGACAUAAAUCAAAAGGGUUACGAAAACAAGUAUGAUAAUAUUUUUUCAAUGGAUACUUCUACAAAUAACAAUGAAAAAAAAAAAACUCAAAAAAAAAAGCAAGAUAAAUUGUAUACUAGCAAAAAUAUGAAUAUCCCUGGAUAUGCAAAUGAUAUAUGGAAGGAAAAUAACUACGAUGAUUUCAAUUACGACUAUAAAACCAUUCCCUAUUCUAAAAAUAUUUCUGAGAUGAUUGACAUAAGAGAUGAUGUUUGUAAUAAGCUUCAUGAUUAUCCUUUCAAUGAAUUCGAUCAUAAUGCAUACGAUGUUAAUUAUAGAAAUAACAUGCUCAAUGGUCAGAAAGAAAGGAACGAUAAUACAACAUAUUAUAACCAACUUGAUCCGAUCAAUACUAAUGAAAAUUUAAUAAGUCCUCCCAACAUCUUAGAUUCCAAAUAUAACUUAAGAAAAAAAAAAAUAAAUAAAAAUUCUUCGUUACAACGAAAAGAACAAGUAUAUAGCAAAAAUGAAAAUGAGGAAUCGAUAAUGGAUUUAAAUUUAAAUGGUGAUCAUUCAGGUUUUUCCUCUAAUCUUUUAUUAAAACCGGAGCAAAAAAAAGUAGAAAUUUAUAAUAAUAGUAAUAAUAACAUCAUUGGGGGUAUGCCACAAAAUAUGGAAAUAAUACAAAAGCACAAUUUAUUACCUCUUGAUUAUUUGGGAAUGAGAAAAAGACAAAGAAUUAAAAAAAAAGAACCACUACAAAGAAAUUUAAAAAUUAGACCUAUGCCUAUAAGUCAAAUGGAUGAACAAAUAAACAGCGAAAGUAAUGGCGAAAUGAGUGAUAACAUAGGCAUGUCUACCAUCAGCAAGUAUCCUAUAACUCCUACUAAUAACAAAAAUAAUUAUUAUAACGUUAAUAAUUUGAAUUAUAAAGAAUAUAGUAAUUUACAAUUGAUGGACUUAAAUUUAGAGGAGCAAAUAAAAUUAACAGACAAUAUUUACAAAAAAUAUAACAAAAAUGGCACUUUAAGUGAUACGGAUGAUGAUGCUCAAAGUAAUUUAAAUCAAUUUAAAAAAAGGAAAAGGAAAAAGGAUAUAUACGAAUUGAUAGGAGAUAAAUAUGAUCCUAAUUUAAAAUUGGAAUUUCAAAAUCGCGGAAUGGCGAUGGGACAUGCAUACAACGACAAUGACCGUGAAAGGAAUAAACUGACACGACAUUAUUCGUUAUUAUUACCUGAAGAAGAUGAAGAAGAUAGUAAUAGUGAUGAAAAUUGUACCAAAUCAGAUAGAUCUAAUUUCAGUGCUCCAACGAAUUGUAUAAAAAAUUACAAUAAUAAAAAUAAAAUAGGGAUAAAUAAAGAAUUGCCCAGGCUUAAAGAGUUUAUUAAUAUGAACAAGAAAAAAAAUAUGGAAUUAGAGCAACUAUUAAAGUUACUACGUAAAAAUAAAAACAUUCAAAGUAAUUAUAUCGAUUUUCCCAAAAAAAAAAAAAAAAUAAUAGAAUCACAAGUAGCAAAUUCGGGUGAUGAUGAUGAAAAAAAAAUGGGGGAAAAAAAAAAAAAAAAAAAAUGGGAAUACAAUUCAAGAAUAAAGCAAGCAAAUUAUUUAGAUUUUUUGCAUGGUUAUGUUGAAGCAGGGGAUUCCAAUAGUGUGAGACAUAAAAGUAAUAUAUACAAUAAUGGAGAUAGCAAGCACAAUGGUAUAGUAAAUAUGCAUAUAUAUAAUAAAAAUCUUAAUUAUAAUUCUAGCCUUGAAGAAAGAAGGCAUAACAAUGAUAUAGACAAUCAUGAUAUGAAAGAUAGUUAUAUGAAACAUAUGUUACGUGAUUAUUUGAAAGGAUAUGCAAGCACGUUUAAAAAUACACAUACAAAUCCAUUUAAAAGUGACGCAUUGCAUGAUGUAAAAAAAGAAGUUCCAAUAAAAAAAAAAAAGACUAUGGAUUCAGAUCCAAAAUACAGUAACAUUAGUAGUAAUAGCCAGACUACUCACAGUAGCAGUGGUAGAAGUAGCGAAAGUAGCGAAUGUGGUCGUGAAAAGAAGUAUAAUGGAGAUAAAAAUAAUGAUAUUAAUAAUAAUGCUGAAGAGAAAAAUCAUUAUAACUAUGUAAAUAAACAGUUUCCUACUUUUAUAUCUAAUGAUCGUAUGCUCGACCCAUCACAUAUUCACAAUAACAAUAUUGGAGAGGGUACUAGUGGAAACAACAAUGAAGUUAAUGUUGUUGGGAGUGGGAAAACUCAUGAAAAAAACAAUUACACAUUAAAUAAGCAACAAAAUUCGAAUAAUAAAUAUGAGAAGAAUGCAAAUAUGAAUUUAAUGGGCAAUCAAGCAACCUACAGUAUCAUAAAAUAUAAUUUAACAAAAAAUAAUUUAAUAAAUAAUGUACUUAGUGAUAUGAAAUCCAACAUGUCUCAAAAGAAUAUGUUUAAAAAUAGCAACAAUACUACCACUACUACUAAUAAUAAUUAUCUCAAUAUAACUGAUGAAACUCAAAACAUGAAAAAUUUUCACAAAAAGCGAAGAAAAUUAUAG
Plasmodium berghei ANKA is the source of this 13128-nucleotide messenger RNA. Its product is annotated as lysine-specific histone demethylase, putative. The record is from RefSeq and is a predicted model, not a curated record. Bases 1 to 13128 code for a protein of 4375 amino acids. Gene Ontology annotation, molecular function: oxidoreductase activity. The transcript has a single exon. Lineage: Eukaryota; Apicomplexa; Aconoidasida; Haemosporida; Plasmodiidae.